Messenger RNA from Owenia fusiformis, 614 nucleotides. The record is from the annotation of a GenBank genome assembly. Lineage: Eukaryota; Metazoa; Annelida; Polychaeta; Sabellida; Oweniidae.
CAUCAAAAUCAUGGCAAAGAUAUUUGCUUUGCUUAUUCUGACAGCCUUAUAUUUUUCUGUUGUGAUCUGUGCUGAUGACAAAGAUAUUGUUAAAGAUAUAAGUGAGAUAGAGCAGAAGAAAGAAUCGAAAAUGCAAUUGAUGGACAAACAUAUGCUACACAAACUUGAUGGAUUGGUGAAAAAGGUUAGUGAUCUAAUGAAUGAAAAUUAUGAAAUGAAAUACUACAUUGAUGAAAUGAAACACCAUAAUGAUGAAAUGAAACACCACAUUGAUGAAAUGAAACACCACAUUGAUGAAAUAAAACGAGAUAACAAUGUAAUGAAACAGAACUAUGACACCAAGAUCGAGAGUUUGAAAAUGGAAAUCAAUAACUCAAAGCUAUUGAAUAAUGCAGUGACUGAACCGCCAUUUACUGUUUAUGUUAGAUGGGGACGUAACUUGUGCCCUGCAGGGGCUAAUGAAGUCUACAGAGGUUAUACUGGAGGGUCACAUUACACUGAUCAAGGAGGAGCCUCAAACUACGAGUGUCUACCCACGAGACCACAAUAUGGCAGAUACACGUCUGGUAUUGGAACAUACUCAGCGACUAUGUAUGGUGCAGAGUAUGAAGUUU